AUGGCCGCUAUGGGUCCAGAGAGCCCCUCGACCGUCACAGAAGUGGCCUCUGUGGAGGUGCGGCGCUUCGUGUGCUCUGCACAGAAUGGGCUGCAGUGCAUGAUCUGGUUGCCCUCCCACAGCUGCUUCGUGGAUGGCCAGCUUCGUCUCACGAUGGAUCUUUUGGAGCUUCGCACUUUGGGCACUGGCACUGGGCCGUUGAAGGUUCAGCUGGGUUAUUUGAGGUCAGUGUCAUUGGCCUCCAAGGGGCAGCUCCCGAGACCAGAAGGGCUCAGCGAGAGCUGGUGGGACUUCGCUGUUCUGUUGGAAUUCUUCGAGCCCACGGAGGCCAUGCAGUUGCGCAUUGAAUGUGUCCUGCUCAGUGGUGAUGUGGAAGCUCGGCUGCUGUGCCGGUCCUUGCAGCAGUUGCAGAGAUUUGGCGUUCCCUUCGAACCCAAAGAGGAGCUGCCGGAGUGGGUGGCUGCACGCGCAAAGGCCGCUUAUGCAUCUCUCACCUCUGAAGACGUGGCUUUCGCUCUGAAGAAGUGGCGAGAAGGUUCCAUGGUGAGACCCAACAAGACACCGGUGGAGCUGGGUACCUGUUCAGGACUGUCCCUGGCAUCACUGUGGAACGAUGCCACGCAGGCGUUAUGGGAAGCUAUGCAUUCCCCUGCUGUGUUGGGCUUCAAACCAGAUCCAACGCUUGCUGCCGGCUGGGAUGCUCCGCUGCAGGGCGGGGGCGAGGAGCGUCUGGAGGCCGAAGCCCAGCUGACGGAGAAGUGGCGCAAAAUCCUCGGGGGCCGCCAGCCUGACGAAUUGAAUCGUCAGCAGAUGCGGGUACUGUUCGUCCUGGCGGACCGCAUCCCUUGGCAAUACAGGCUCGUUUGUUGGGCUCACUGGUUGAAAGUGGCAGAAGAGGACGGCCAGCCCCUGGAAGGCUGCGAAGCUGCGGCCCCUGAGACUUGUCGGAGGCAGAUCGAAAAAGAUGUGCCGAGGACAAGGCCUGGCGAUCUGAACGAGAAGCAGCGCGCUGCCCUGGGAAGAGUUCUCCUGAGAUUCUCAGUCUUGCGGCCCAAGGUCGGCUAUUGCCAAGGCUUGAACUUCAUCGUGGCGGUGCAGCUGCUGGCAGGUCUCACGGAAAAACAAACGCUCGGGGGCCUCAAGUCUUUGACGGACAACUACUGCGAAGGCUACUACGAAGAGUCCAUGCGAGGGCUCUUGCGCGACAUCGCGGUUUUAGAUGCUCUCCUGCUAUUACUUUUGCCCAAGAUCCAUGCACGCUUUGCAGAGGUGGAUUUGCCCCUCUUGUGGAUCGCUGCUGAACCUUUGCUCACACUCUUCUCCAGGGAACUCAAGAACAUUGAAAGCAUUUGUAGACUUUGGGACUUCUUCUUGAUUGAAGGGCCUUGCGCGCCUUUUGCAGUUUUCUUGGCCUAUGCUGAACUGGCACAAGAGCGGAAUCUCCUGACCGGCGCGGCAGCAGAAGACACAUUGGGAGCAUUCAGGCUUCUUUUGGGCGAUACCGGUGCCAUAGCUGGCAGCGUUUUGCGCCGCGCCGCCCUUUUUUUGGCACCGCGGCCCUUCGGGGGUGGCCUCAAUGAUACAUUGCUGGCAAGGCUUCGCCAGGAGGCAGAUCAGAGCUUCAGAGCCUCGCCAACAUGA
This is a messenger RNA of Cladocopium goreaui, 1641 nucleotides long. The record is from the annotation of a GenBank genome assembly. Lineage: Eukaryota; Dinophyceae; Suessiales; Symbiodiniaceae.